Messenger RNA from Fomitopsis serialis, 1056 nucleotides. RefSeq lists its product as uncharacterized. The coding region runs from base 1 to 1056 and encodes 351 amino acids. The record is from RefSeq and is a predicted model, not a curated record. NCBI's taxonomy places the organism in Eukaryota, Fungi, Basidiomycota, Agaricomycetes, Polyporales, Fomitopsidaceae. The transcript has 4 exons.
AUGUCCGCAGAGUUUCAGCACGGUUGGUACAUCGGCAACAUCUGCGUCAGUAUCCUCUACGGUAAGUCGAUUCCGUACCUCUCUGAGUUGAAGGCUGCCGUCUUGACACGGACGGGUCAUGCUAUAGGCAUGGAGCUUGUCAUCUACGGGGUGUCCAUGCGGACGCUUUUCCGGCGCAAAACCCAGCAUCGCAGCAAGAAGGACAUGUUCUUCGUUGUCUUCAGCACUAUCCUCCUUCUUUGCUGUACCAUCAACUUGGCGUCGGACUGUUUUUUCGGCGAGGAAUGGUGGAUCGUUAAUGGAGGGUCCGAGCAAUGGUUUGCGGACAACGUGUCUGCCUGGUACCAAACUUGGGCUUCAGCCGUAAAUGUGCUCGUCCAACUGCUCGCAGACGGUUUUCUGAUUUACCGUUGCUUCGUCCUCUGGGAUAGCUACCUUGUUGUUCCCCUACCAUGCCUUGUCUGGCUUGCCUGCCUGGGCAUCGGCAUCACCACACUGUACUACUCCGGAAGCCCGGGCGGGGAUGACUUCGCAGGUCUUGCGCUGCAGACGAGCACGGCUUACCUCGCAUGUACAAUGGCAAUCAACUUCUCAAUGACGGCUCUCAUCGUCGCGCGCAUCCUCUACUUCGCGCGUACGACCGGACGAAUGCUCGCGAACGGCAGCACCCGGCAGUACUUCGGCGUCAUCGCCAUGGUCGUCGAGUCCGCGGCGCUGUACACCGUCUUUAGCCUCAUGUACCUCAUCACGUUCGCGAUUGGCAGCGACCUCAGCGCGCUCUUCAUGAGCUUCUACGCAAUGUUCACGGUCAUCUCGCCGCAGCUGAUCAUUAUGCGCGUUGUGACUGGCUCGGCGUGGAGCCGCACGACUCAUAACGACUUGGCGACGAUCUCCUUCGCAGACCACCCAGUUAGCACGAACGUGACUUCUGGCAGCAGGACCUUGAAUAACACCGGGCAUAUCGCUAUGUCGCAGACUUCCUUCCGCGAGGGUUCCGUGGGCGACAUGACGUUCGAGACGAAGCAUGCAAAGGGCUCCGCAUUCGACGUAGUGUGA